UGUGUUCUCUCCAAUGUUUGUAAAUUGUAGUCUGGAGACGCCGCUGUGAGGUUGUCAGCGCGCAAAUGUAUUUUCUAAUGUUGAUAAACCUUCCUUGUUUGGAUAUCAUUUAAAAUUUACUGGUCUUUAGAAACAGCGGGAUAGAAGAUCUGGGCGACGUUGUGGAUCAUCACUAACCGAACAAGGCAGGAAGAGAGCGUAUAAUGGUCCUUAGUCAGAUGGAUGCGGGCAAAGCUUUGACGGCGGCAGCAGCCAAAGGGAAUACGAGCGAGGUGCAAAGGAUCCUGGAGGAAAGCAGAGUGCAUCCUGAUACCCUCAAUGAAUUUGGCAGGACUGCGCUGCAGGUGAUGAUGAUGGGGAACUCCAAGAUUGCCAGUUUGCUGUUGGAAAAGGGAGCAGACCCCAAUGUCCAGGACAAACACGGGAUAGCGCCUGUCCAUGAUGCAGCCCGAACUGGAUUCCUGGACACUCUGCGGGUUCUGGUGGAGUAUGGUGCUUCAGUAAACAUCCCGGACCAAAGUGGUGCUCUGCCUAUCCACAUAGCCAUCCGGGAAGGCCACCGGGAUGUUGUGGAGUUCUUGGCGCCCCAGUCUGAUCUGAAGCACACCAACAUCAGCGGGCAGACAGCGAUAGACGUGGCCCGAUGUGUGCCUGAUAUGAUUGACUUGCUUUUCACUGACAUUCAUAGUUAGUCAGAAGUCUGGGUGCUGGGUGCCUUCUGGUAACCAUAACCUCACACUUUUCUUUUGCUUCAGACCUGGUGACUUGAAUUCAUUGCUGUGUAAAGAAUUAUUUUUUUUGUUAAUAGUGGCUCAGCAUUAAUGUGACACAGGACACAUUGUCUUGGCAGCUUAUUUUCAGUGGAUGGGUGGCUAUAUACAGUAGACACCUCUUUUGCACAGUGCAAUUUAGGCACCUUAUAUAUAUAUAUAUGUAUAUGUAUAUAUAUAUAUCUGUUUUCCCUAUUAAUUGGGAGUGCACAUUUGUAGAUAGUUUUCCCUCAGUGUUUUGUAAUUAUUGCAUUAUUUCCAUUGUGUAAGAAUUAUAACAGUUGAUACAAUGUAUGUUUUUUAAAAUUUUACAAACUUGACAUGGUGCACCCUGAUUGCUUUGCAUAGUUGUGUUUCUCUUAAUUAGAUGUACUUAGACUUUGAAUUUACCCUUAUUUAUUGUUGAAAUAGGACUGAAUAUUCCUGUGACUUUGUAAAUAGCGACAUUUAUUGUGAUUUGUUGAAAUGUUAUUUAUAUAAAUACUUUUAAAACAAAAGUGAGAUUAUUCACUUUACUAUUUGAAGAUGAAAGCACAAAAUAAAGUGUUGAACUUGAA
Seriola aureovittata is the source of this 1327-nucleotide messenger RNA. It is a transcript of the gene cdkn2d, whose product is annotated as cyclin-dependent kinase inhibitor 2D (p19, inhibits CDK4). NCBI's taxonomy places the organism in Eukaryota, Metazoa, Chordata, Actinopteri, Carangiformes, Carangidae. Gene Ontology annotation, molecular function: cyclin-dependent protein serine/threonine kinase inhibitor activity; protein kinase binding. Gene Ontology annotation, cellular component: nucleus. The transcript has 3 exons. The coding region runs from base 204 to 692 and encodes 162 amino acids. The record is from RefSeq and is a predicted model, not a curated record. Gene Ontology annotation, biological process: regulation of cyclin-dependent protein serine/threonine kinase activity; negative regulation of cell population proliferation.